AUGGAGAAGAUUUUACAAUGGUCGAUUGCGUCGCAGAGCGGCGAUAAGGAGGCAAUGGAGAAGAUCGGACAGCCCGAUCCAGAGUUGCUUAGCCAGCUUUUCGGUGCUGGUGGUCCCGAUGAGCCAACGCUUAUGAAGCAGUCCAUCGCAGUGGUGGAGAACCCAGAGGCAACGCUUGAAGCUAAGGAAACCGCCUUGGAUAAUUUUGAAAUGUUGGUGGAGAACUUGGAUAACGCCAACAAUAUCGAGAACCUCAAAUUGUGGCCUAGUAUCAUCGCGUUACUUCUGAACUCCGAGCCAAGUCUCAGCGUGUUAGCAGCUUCCAUCGUUGGCGUCGCUACUCAGAACAACCCUGAUUCCCAGAAGGCUUUCUUGGAGAAGGAGGAUGGUUUAGCCACACUUAUAAAGCUCAUCAAUGAUGAGUCAACCCAGAAAGAGCUUCUUCUUAAGUCAUUCUUUGCGUUAUCGUGCUUUGUCAGGAACUACGCAGAUGCUACUGGUCAAUUUGCUGAACUUGGCGGCUGGGAAGCUCUUCAUUUGCUGUCUUCUCAAGCUGACCACAAGCUUCUAUUGCGUAAGCUUUCUUUGAUUUCGGCACUUUUGUCUACGGGCUUAGACGAUACCAAGCUUGAGCAUUUCAAGAAGAUUAGUUUCGUCGAUAACCUCAUCUCCACUUUCGAGACCGAGAACGUGGCAUGCAUUGACAAGAGUCUUAAUAUCAUUACUCAGCUUCACUCACUCAAGUAUAGCUUUUCUGAUGAGGAGAUCUCUAGGUUGGCCAACCAACUUGACCGCAUUGACCAUUUGAAAGACAGACUUACAGAGGAUGACUUCCACAUUGCAAAGCAAGUAGCUUCUACAUGA
Candidozyma haemuli is the source of this 864-nucleotide messenger RNA. RefSeq lists its product as uncharacterized. Bases 1 to 864 code for a protein of 287 amino acids. The record is from RefSeq and is a predicted model, not a curated record. NCBI's taxonomy places the organism in Eukaryota, Fungi, Ascomycota, Pichiomycetes, Serinales, Metschnikowiaceae. The transcript has a single exon.